UUUCACUAUAAAGGAUUUGAAAUCCACUGCAAUUAUAGUUUAAGAUUCGAUGUUAGCAACUUGGGUGUCGGUUUCCGAAAUACAUUGGUUUCUGUGAUUAGUGGCAUUCUGUUUGCAAGUGGGUGGUGGAUAAUUAUUGACGCUGCGGCCGGUUAUGAUCAGGAGACUUUGCCCCACCCUAAUUAUGCAAUUGGAUGUAUGGCAACGGUGGGGUUCAUACUACUCAACAUCCUUCCACAAGAAACGGAUAUCCUUUGUUUAUUCCUUAGCUCAUUUGUGCUGGUGUUCCUAGGCAUGCUGAUUAAUUUCGCCACCAUCAUCGCAGCUACGUGGGUCAUGUUCGCUUCCUACGUUGUCGGCAACAAGAAGCACGUUUGGCCUGGCGUUGCAAUUUUUCUGCAGAAUCUGUUUAUCUUCUCGGCUACCUUCGUUUUCCGGUUUGGUCGUUAUCAUGGGUCUACAUCCUUCUGA
Molecule: messenger RNA, 471 nt
Organism: Mesocestoides corti
Lineage: Eukaryota; Metazoa; Platyhelminthes; Cestoda; Cyclophyllidea; Mesocestoididae
Source: the annotation of a GenBank genome assembly